AUAAGAGCCCUCUCGCACUGUAUCUCGUUUUCCUGGUUGACGGUUGUUGCGAACGGUUGAAAACUUUUUCAUCAAAAUGAGUUGGGAUGGAUGGCUGCCCGUCGUGCAAAGUGAUGGAACAAAUACCUGUGCUCACGAAUGUGGAAUUUAUGAUACUCAAGGCAACGUUUGGGCAAAAACAGCCAACUGUAAUUUAACAACGACCGACUUUACAGACCUGAAUAAGUUAUUUGCUUCAGGGAUGGAUUCUGGUGUCACAAGUGUAACUUUAAACGGCAAAAAAUAUAUCAUAAUAAAUGCAGAUAAAGAUGCAAAAACUAUAGAAGGAAAAUGUGGCCCGGGAGGCUUUUGUGCAGCAAGAGGUCAAACUUUCACUGUCGUAGGCUUUUACAAUGAUGCAUCUGUACAACCAGGAAACAACAAGAAGCAAGUAGAACACGCAAAAGGCAAGCUUGCUGAAGCCCUCGGCCAAAACUAGAGAGACAUUUCUUACACCAAUACUGUUCAUGCUGGUUUCUGUUCUGUACAUUUCAGUGGACUUGUAGGAUAUCAACUGUUUAACAAGUAGUCUCCAUCUUGCCAGAAAGAAAUGUUUCAGGGAUAUUAUAAGCUUCCAGAAAUCCUUGACAGCGAAGGAUAAUUUUUUUUU
This is a messenger RNA of Saccostrea cuccullata (small rock oyster), 649 nucleotides long. Its product is annotated as profilin-1-like. The transcript is spliced from 3 exons. Gene Ontology annotation, cellular component: cell cortex. The record is from RefSeq and is a predicted model, not a curated record. Gene Ontology annotation, molecular function: actin monomer binding. NCBI's taxonomy places the organism in Eukaryota, Metazoa, Mollusca, Bivalvia, Ostreida, Ostreidae. Bases 77 to 478 code for a protein of 133 amino acids.